Penicillium robsamsonii is the source of this 414-nucleotide messenger RNA. RefSeq lists its product as uncharacterized. The record is from RefSeq and is a predicted model, not a curated record. Lineage: Eukaryota; Fungi; Ascomycota; Eurotiomycetes; Eurotiales; Aspergillaceae. The transcript is spliced from 4 exons. The coding region runs from base 1 to 414 and encodes 137 amino acids.
AUGAAGGGUUUCAUGGCAAUAUCUAGCGUUUUAGCCUUCAUCGGCCUUGCAAUUUGGCAGACCCAGACCACGUGCACUGCAGACGAUGUUUUUAACUCGAUCACUGCAGUUCAGCAUUACGCAGCGGAAAUGCAUGCACUUUCAAUGCGACCACAGAGGAUUCGUGACAGCACAGCUGGGUUACCUCUACGUGGCCGAUGGACGCGAAUUCUACGAGCAAAAUGGACAUGGAAAAAAGCUGUGAAGAUGCAUGGAUAUAUUCUGCAGGCGCAGCAGGGUUCAGAGGCAAUACAGAGCUAUACAGCUGAGGUCAAAGAAGCAGCUCUAUCAUGUGCAGGCCGCAUUGAUACAGCUUAUGUACCGCUGGGUGAGCAGCUUCAAACUCUGCUCCAGGCUUACCCCGACACGGCUUAG